CGGCGGCUAGGGUUUCGCCCUCCCAUCCCCGCCCCGCCGUCGCGGCCCUCGCCUCCCGCCGCCGUCCCCGACCGCGUCCUCCGCCGCCGGCCACUUCCACGGAGCUCCCGCGCCAGCAGAUCGACGCCGCCGGGCCCGUCCAGCCCGUCUCUUCCCCGGCCCGCCCGAACCGCGGCGUCCACGAGUUUCUGCGUCCGGCCCCGAGCCAAGAGAUCCGGACACCUCCAUGGCGACCGCGCUGCGUCUCGCGCGGGACUCUCCGGCGGCCGUCUCCAAGCUCGGGAGGGAGAGGGCCACGCUGUGCGCCAUCGCUAGGCCGGGCGGGCAAUGCUGUGCGCGGAGGGGGCUGGUGCUCCGCUGCCAGAGCGGGGCGGCCGCAGCGGCGGCCACUAUCAGGAAGGGCGAGGCGGCCGAUGGGGCCGGCGCAGCGGCGGGGUUCACCGUCGUGAUGAAGUUCGGCGGCUCGUCGCUGGCGUCGGCCGCGCGGAUGCGGGAGGUGGCCGACCUCGUCCUCAGCUUCCCCGAGGAGACGCCCGUCGUCGUCCUCUCCGCCAUGGGGAAGACCACCAACAACCUCCUCCUGGCCGGAGAGAAGGCGGUGAGCUGCGGCGCCCCCAAGGCGUCGGAAAUCAACGAGCUCGCCGUCAUCAAGGAGCUCCAUCUCAGGACCAUCGAUGAGCUUGGCCUAGAUAGCUCCAUUGUUUCAGGUUUUUUGGAUGAAUUGGAGCAACUGCUUAAGGGUGUUGCUAUGAUGAAAGAGCUGACUCUUAGGACACGAGAUUACCUUGUAUCCUUUGGUGAAUGCAUGUCUACAAGAAUAUUUGCUGCAUAUCUGAAUAAACUUGGGAAGAAGGCACGACAGUAUGAUGCUUUUGAUCUUGGCUUUAUAACCACUGACGAUUUCACAAAUGCCGAUAUUCUCGAAGCAACUUAUCCUGCUGUUGCAAAGAGGCUACAUGGAGAUUGGAUUGAUGACCCAGCUAUUCCUAUAGUGACUGGCUUCCUUGGGAAGGGAUGGAAAUCAUGUGCGGUCACAACGUUAGGAAGGGGUGGCAGUGAUUUGACCGCUACAACCAUUGGCAAAGCCUUGGGGUUAAGAGAAAUUCAGGUUUGGAAGGAUGUAGACGGUGUGUUGACGUGUGAUCCAAAUAUUUAUGCAAACGCAGUACCAGUACCCUACUUGACUUUUGAUGAGGCAGCUGAACUUGCUUAUUUUGGUGCACAGGUUUUGCAUCCCCAAUCCAUGCGACCAGCCAGGGAAGGUGGUAUCCCAGUUCGAGUGAAGAACUCAUAUAACCGUCAUGCACCUGGCACUGUGAUCACUAAAACAAGAGAUAUGCGCAAGAGCAUAUUAACCAGCAUUGUCCUGAAAUCAAAUAUUACCAUGCUGGAUAUAGUGAGCACAAGGAUGCUCGGACAGUAUGGCUUUCUAGCAAAGGUCUUCUCAAUAUUUGAAGAUUUGGGUAUCUCUGUUGAUUCUGUGGCUACUAGUGAAGUCAGCAUAUCAUUGACACUAGAUCCAUCAAAACUGUGGAGUCGUGAAUUGAUCCAGCAGGAGCUUGAUCAUGUAGUUGAAGAGCUUGAAAAGAUUGCAGUUGUUCAUCUCCUACAGCACAGAUCAAUCAUUUCCCUGAUAGGGAACGUGCAGAGAUCGUCUCUGAUUCUUGAGAAGGCAUUCAACGUUCUACGCAGAAAUGGUGUUAAUGUUCAGAUGAUUUCGCAAGGGGCGUCCAAGGUGAACAUCUCCUUGGUGGUGAAUGACAGCGAGGCGAAGCAGUGCGUGCAAGCCCUCCACUCGGCAUUCUUCGAGAACGGUUUCUUGUCAGAAGUAGAGGAAGCGGACCUUGCACAGAAGAGGGCUCCAGUCCUAGUAAGCUCGAAUGGUGCCAUCAACGGAAACUAGUCGACGUCGCUUUUUUCUACUUCCAGCAACGGAUGCGCCGUUCUUAGGUUAAGAGGGUGAUUCGACCUUGGAUUGUUUAGGCCACCUGAGCUGAUUCAUUGGUGCUGUACGAGCGGUAUUAUAGCUAUCAUGAUUGGUGUCGUAAGAGCGAGCGGUGUUAUAGUUAGCAUGAUUUUUCGGGUGCUUGCAUAUGGUAGCCCAAUCAAUGUAUGUGAUUGUGUGAGGCGUCCUACUUGCUGAACUUGACCAUUGGAGGUUUGUAGUGUGUCUUCUACCAAAUACAGUACUAAAUAGUAUGUGUGUUGUUCCUUCUAUUUAUAUUAGCGAAUGAUUCUUGUUUUUGUC
This is a messenger RNA of Triticum dicoccoides, 2248 nucleotides long. Its product is annotated as aspartokinase 1, chloroplastic-like. Lineage: Eukaryota; Viridiplantae; Streptophyta; Magnoliopsida; Poales; Poaceae. Gene Ontology annotation, biological process: L-homoserine biosynthetic process. The transcript is spliced from 13 exons. The coding region runs from base 227 to 1903 and encodes 558 amino acids. The record is from RefSeq and is a predicted model, not a curated record. Gene Ontology annotation, molecular function: aspartate kinase activity. Gene Ontology annotation, cellular component: chloroplast stroma; cytosol.